AUGCCCGUCGCAACUCUCCAUCUCCUGGCUCUAGCCAAAUCCACGGAUGCGCAAUCCUUUGUCCAGCAGCUAAAGCAAUCGCCCGGCACUCAAGUUAUUGUCGCCUCGCGCCCGCGUCAUGUCGUAAUUCGCCCAGAUAUCAUAGACAGUAACCCUCUCGCUACAGAGCCAUGGGAUCUGCUCGUGCUCCUGCAGCCACAGUCAAAUGACCAAGACCCCAUCCCAAGCGCCUUGCGCAACCUGAUCACAAAAGAAUACAAAAUAACCACCGGAAUACCCUCAAAACUCGUCACCAACUACCCUGCCACCAACGCCAAACUCAGAAAGGAUGCAUCAUCUAUGCCCCUCACAGGUUCCCUAGAGAAGCUCCUCCGCGAGGGAACCAAAGAAUCAUCGCAAAACUUGGAAGUUUCCCCCGAUUUACUGGAAUUCAUGAAACAACUUUCCAAGACACACCAGGGGCCUGUGACUAUGCUGAACCUGCUGCACUUCCAUCAUCCGAAUGGCAAGGAAUCAUAUUACAAGUAUGGUCAGGCGUUCAUUCCUGUCGCUGGCAAGCGCGGUGGGAAUGCUAAGCUAGUGGGAAAUGUGGUGCCGCCUACAUCGCCGGAGGGUGAUUCGCGAGAAUCACGGGCCCAGUCAUCUCCGCAAGAGUGGUGGAAUGAGAUUUCUAUUGUGCAUUAUCCUUCCAUUCGGCAUUUCUGUGAUAUGCUUGCUGGGGAGGAUUAUCAGGCUAUUAAUGAGAAGUAUCGGCUGUCGGUGAGUUAA
Penicillium bovifimosum is the source of this 768-nucleotide messenger RNA. RefSeq lists its product as uncharacterized. Lineage: Eukaryota; Fungi; Ascomycota; Eurotiomycetes; Eurotiales; Aspergillaceae. The record is from RefSeq and is a predicted model, not a curated record. Bases 1 to 768 code for a protein of 255 amino acids. The transcript has a single exon.